CGAAUAUUCGCGAAUAUUCUCAGAUUAUGCGCAUUGAGAAUAUUCUCAGGCCAACACUAUUCUCACUGGUACACCUACUACUGAUGCAGGACUAACUGUGAAAGUACUCUUAAAAAUCAUUUGUCAGUAUGGAAUUCCCUCUAGAAUUUUAUCGGACCAAGGUUCAGCGUUCAAUUCCAAUUUAAUGAAAGAACUCACGGCAGUUCUUGGAAUAGAAAAAUUGGAAUGCAGUCCAUACCAUCCUGAGACCAAUGGAGCACUUGAGAGAAGUCAUGGAACCAUAAAAACCAAUCUAAAAUUCUAUAUAAAUUUGGAUCGCAACAAUUGGGAUGAAUACCUAGACAUGGCAGUUUAUGCUUUUAAUACAGCCAUCCAUUCAUCAACUAAUUUCUCCCCUUAUGAACUUCUCUUUGGUAGAAAACCUGUGAUACCCUAUCUCAAGACUAAUGCAUCUUAUCAAGAUUACAUCACUGAUUUGAAAAUCAAAUUUCAAAACAUUCAUGAAAAAGCUAUUAAAGCUCAACAAAUUUCUAAAGAAAAAUCAAAAAAUAAAUAUGAUAAGAAAACGAAUGAUAAAUUCCCUUAUGCUGUUGGAGACACCGUAAAACUGAAGACUAGAAACACUCAAAAACAACGUGGAGCCUUAAGCAAACCCUUUGAAGGACCUUUCAAAGUGAUUAAAACAAAUUACCCAAAUGUAACCAUCGAUAUGGAUGGAAAAGAAAAAACCUAUCACGCUAAUUUAUUACAACCAUUUAAAGUACUCUUCUUAUUCAGCCUUAUAUUCACCAACGUAUUUUCAUUUGAUAUUAUCAGAAAUAUUAACGACAAUACAGGUCUAUAUCUUAACAACUUAGGGACAGUAGGUAAUCAUAAUGCCAACUGGCACUUAAUUUCAUCUGUUAAUAUAAGUUCACUUGAACUUCAAAUCACAUACAUUAGAGACCGUUUGUAUUAUUUAGAUCAAAUGGCUCAAAAACUUAAUAAAACCUCAAAACUAAAUUCCUGGAGUGGUAUGUACUCAAGUCUCGAAGUUGAACUUGAAAAUAUAAAAACCACAACAGAAAAAUUAUCUAGAAUACGAGAAAAAAGAAGUAUUCUUCUAGCUACAGGAGCUGUCGCCUUAAGUUUCCUCAUUGGUUUAGUUGCAGCUAAGUCAUCACUCUCUAGUGUAUCAACUGAUACUGCUUCAUUAAUCGAAUUACAGCGUAGAAAUAUCCAAUUGAUUGGAAAUACUAUUAAAAAUUUUGAAGCUUCAACUGAAAUUUUUGAAAAAAAUCAACAAAUAUUAUACAAUGCAACUGAACAAAUCAAUUUAGAACUAAAUAAACUCAGUAACACAACAGACAAACUACUUAUUGAGUCCCAAUACCAACAAAUUGAAAUAGCUGUCAAUACAUUAUAUGAUGUCGCCUUUGCUGAUAUGAGUUCUCUACAAAACGCUAUUCUUAUGUCAAAACAACACACUCUUCACCCUACUAUAGUAACAACUAAUGACUUGAAAAAAUACUUACUAACUAUCAAAACUCCUUCAGAUCAAAUGUUCCCUAUAGACAUCAAUAAAAACACAAAAACAUCAACAAUUCGAAAAUUAACUGAUCUUUGCACAAUUGAAACGGAGUUCGCUAAUGAUACCAUUUAUUUUGCCAUUUCUAUUCCCUUAAUAGAAAAUGAACAAUAUUUCCUAUAUGAAAGUAUUCCUUUUCCCUUCUCCUCAUCUGUUGAACCUAACCUAUAUCAUUUUAUCAUUCCUACUAAACCGUAUGUACUUGUUGAUUUUAAAACCACAAAAUAUGGAUUUCUGGACAACUUAUCCCAAUGUAAAGAAAUUGAACCUUUAUUUCAAAUAUGUUACAUCCCACAAACUCAAAUUGCCAUUGAUACACCAUGCGAAGUAAGCAUUCAAAUGGGAACUUCAAGAAAUUGUAACCUUACUCAGAUGAUAGCUGAUACAGAAAUUUGGCACUCCCUUGGAAACAACCGAUGGUUAUUUUCAUUAACCCAAGAAACAAUUUUGAAACUUUACUGUGAUAGACAAAUAACUCAAUAUGCCAUCUCAAAAAAUGGAAUCCUGACCAUUCCAGCAGGUUGCAAAGGUCAAAGUAAGGAAUAUUACUUUCAUGCAAUAUCUGACUACCAUGGACAUAUUGCUCAAGAGCUUCGUACCUUAAACCUUUCUAUUCCUGACAUAGUAUUGCAUAAACAAAAAAUCUUGACCAUUCCAAAACUACAACAAUUCAAUGCUAUGAAUUUUAAAACCCUAUCAACACUACAACAAGAAGAAGAAAAAUUAUUCGAUCAAAACUUCAUUAAUCGUCAUCAAACAACUGUUAAUUGGACAGUAGUUGUCAUCACUAUCAUCAUUUGUACUUUUUUGUUUAUAUACUUCUACUGCAAGUGUAGAACAAGACUAGUGUUGGGCAAAUUCGCGAAUAUUCUUUUUUUGCUUGCGCAUGCGCAAGAAUAUGCGCAUAUUCUUGCGCAUAUUCCGCAGAUUCUUUUCAAAAAAUUAGAAAAUUAUUGCCUAGUUUAGAGAUAAUAGGGAAAAGGUUUUGGUAACUUUCAAAUUAUUGAGGAAAAUUGGAAAUUUAUAAAGAAAAGUAGUUGUAAAACUUGUAAAUUGUGGAAAAUUGUAGAAAAAUCUUCAAAUUUUUUGAAAAAAGUCCCGAUUUUUAUUUUUUUGAGAGAAUAUUCUCCAAGCGUUUGAGAAUAUUCGCGAAUAUUCGCGAAUAUUCUCAGAUUAUGCGCAUUGAGAAUAUUCUCAGGCCAACACUAAACAAGACGUAUAGCCAUUCCUACACGCGAAGUACAUUCCCCAUUAAUGCUACAGUCAAUUCCAGUCAACAUUGAGGAAAUUCCAUUGAAUGUUAGAGCCUCAAAUCGAAUGCGAAGAAGCGCAAGACCCCGCUCCGAUUUAUAGUCGUUUCUUCAUCAGGGGGUGUUAUGUCCGCACCACUAAUAUAUUAUACUACCUAGUAUCUACCUAUAUAAAUACUCAUAUUAACCUUCUUCUUAAUUACCUAUAUUUUUUAAUCACCUAUUUUUUAAUCAUUUUGUUGUGGCUUUGCCACUAUUAUAUAAUACCUAAUACAUACAUACCUACCCUAGACUAAUUACCUAUCAAUAUUUUUUAACCUUGCUAUCUUCUUCCAAAAUCCACUUUUUGUUUUCCUUUUCCUCUUAAUUUCAUCCUUAAUGAUCCUUGUUCUUCUCCUUCUCACUAAUACUGGUGGUUUGUACUUUUCCUUUUUUUUAAUAUAAAUAUCGAUACAUUUUACUGUAAAAAUCAGUCUUAAGUUAUGAGACAAAAGAAUACACAUGUUAUUUCUUA
Messenger RNA from Planococcus citri (citrus mealybug), 3331 nucleotides. RefSeq lists its product as uncharacterized. Gene Ontology annotation, molecular function: nucleic acid binding. Gene Ontology annotation, biological process: DNA integration. The record is from RefSeq and is a predicted model, not a curated record. Lineage: Eukaryota; Metazoa; Arthropoda; Insecta; Hemiptera; Pseudococcidae. The coding region runs from base 185 to 2533 and encodes 782 amino acids. The transcript has a single exon.